Molecule: messenger RNA, 423 nt
Organism: Penicillium salamii
Lineage: Eukaryota; Fungi; Ascomycota; Eurotiomycetes; Eurotiales; Aspergillaceae
Source: the annotation of a GenBank genome assembly
AUGAUGUAUAUGUGUACAUCACAGUUUGAGAUUCAUGAAGAGGAGCGAAUAAUGCUCUCUGAAUAUCUUUCGGCUCAGGAGAUACAGGCUGCAAAGGAAGAGAGAACACAGCAGCAACUCGCUGUCGAUCUAAUUAGCGACAAUGAAGAGGAUGAAGGGUCUACGACACAGCUCCAAGCCAGAUCCCAACCCCGAGCUAUCUCGCAAGCCCUAGCAACCUCGCAGGCUGCCCAGGGUCCGUCUGCCAAAGCACUCGGUAAAAGACGCAUAAGCAAUUUCGCUGACGAUGUGGAAAGUGACGAGGAGGAAGACGAUGGUCAAGAGUCGGAGGCAAUAGCUCUGCUAGAGAUACAGCACCGAGUGUCAGGCAGAGUCCGUAAGCGUUCAAGGUUGCUAGAUGGGUAUGAAACGUCUAAUAUGUAA